AUGAAUUCGCGAUCGACGGGUGAUUUAAAUAAAGUAUAUCAAUUUAGUGAAGAUAUUACAGAAUCUCGUGCGCGUAUUCUUGUAACGAUGUACAACGAACAGAAAAGAGGUUCAACGAGCAGCAAAAGGCGCAAUUCUCGUAUCGAAAAUUUGCGCGUGCGCAUAAAUAGGUUGACACUCAUGCGACAUGACGAAAUAAUGAGAGUCUAUUCGAAUGUGACUCUAAACAGAAAUAUGUCACCACUACCACCAUUACCACCGCGUCGACGUCGAUUAGUCGUAUCAACUAAACCGCUGCCACUAUCUUCGUCGCCGUCAUCUCGAUCAGUUAUAGCACCUCAACCGUUACCACCAAUCCUUUCUUUGAAAAUAACACACAUUGAAAAGACUGAACCCAAUUCAAUAACAAUUGACAUGGUCCCAAAUUCGUUCGAGCCUGACAACGAGACUGAUGAAGAGGAGGAUAUCAUUUACCCAGAAGGUGUCACCGAUUUUCAUCCAUACAAAAUUGUGGCUCGUUAUCGAAAAGUCACGGGAAAAUCGACUAAUUUUCGUCUUGAACCACUCCUUGUCGGUGAAGACUCUACAGAAACGCUCGUGCUCGGACUCGAGAACUUCGCUCAACAACAUGGGUGCAACUUGAGCUUUACAGAUGAGGAUCUGUUGUUCGAUAAGAGUGUUUAUCGAGCCGCAUGUGGUGUGGCUGAUUUAGGUAGUAUUCACCUGCUUGCCACUGAUUCCUUGCUCACAGCCAGCUUUCAAUUUGAAAUUGAUCUUGACUACGACAGCGAGUUCGAUCAAUCAGAAGACAACAUCGAAAAGUUUGUGCUGGACUUUUGUGAAACUAUUUCCAAAGUGCUGACCUGUGAGAAUAAUAAUGUUCGGGUCUUUUCCAUCAACAAAUUGGCCAAAGGAUCAGGAAAGAGUGAAGUGAAUUUCGGCUUGACCACACCAGAUCCAGAAAGAACGGAACAACUUGCUCACGAUUUACAGACUUAUGCGCGCUCAGGCUUUGCAACUGACACAAUUCUUCGACAUGUCAAACCAGGAGAAUACGAAUGCAAAUGGAAGCCAGUUGUAAGCUACUUACAAGUGCGACCAAGUGAUUUGGCACCAGAAUUUAACUACGACUACAGGGCUCCAGGCGUGCCUCUAGAACUUAAGCGUGGAAAUUACCCAUACUACCUUCCAAUUGACUGGUUUCGUCAUGCACUCAACGUUCUCCAUAAGUAUACAACCGAUUCUACUUGGUUAGGUUGUGUAAACGCUGAAGGCGAGUGGCCGGUCGCCUUCCACGGAACUCGUUCCGAUGCAGUGAACAGUAUUGUACAACAGGGUCUCUUGCCUAGCGCAGCCAGACUUGACGUUGUUAAAUAUGAAGCUAUUCAACAAAUGGGAGAAGAGGCGAAUCAUCCGGGACUGUAUGUGGCAACACAUUGUAACGGUGGAUCGCAUCCUCAAUAUACUACACCUUUCACUGUCACGACAUUUCCCCAGAAGAGUGAACAGUUCAGGAUUGUUUUUCAAUGUCGAGUGCAACCUGGCAAAUUUACAACUCAUUCAACUCCUGUUCAAAAGGGCAAAGCAUGGCGUAUUGUCGAUCCUAGUGCUGUGCGACCUUAUGGAAUUUUACUUAAAAAAGAAGAUUCAUCCAAAGAAGACGAAAAAACGUGA
Messenger RNA from Didymodactylos carnosus, 1674 nucleotides. The record is from the annotation of a GenBank genome assembly. NCBI's taxonomy places the organism in Eukaryota, Metazoa, Rotifera, Eurotatoria, Philodinida, Philodinidae.